Messenger RNA from Monopterus albus (swamp eel), 981 nucleotides. It is a transcript of the gene hmx3b, whose product is annotated as H6 family homeobox 3b. The transcript has 2 exons. Gene Ontology annotation, biological process: regulation of transcription by RNA polymerase II. The record is from RefSeq and is a predicted model, not a curated record. Bases 1 to 831 code for a protein of 276 amino acids. Gene Ontology annotation, molecular function: DNA-binding transcription factor activity, RNA polymerase II-specific; RNA polymerase II transcription regulatory region sequence-specific DNA binding. Gene Ontology annotation, cellular component: nucleus. NCBI's taxonomy places the organism in Eukaryota, Metazoa, Chordata, Actinopteri, Synbranchiformes, Synbranchidae.
AUGGCAGACUCUGAAGCACAAGAGACUCGCCAACCCACAAAAGACCCCUCGAAGCCGAAAAGCUUCCUCAGCUCGUCCAAAGGAGUGUUUGAUGGCAGCUUCUUCUCUCGGCUCGGUGAUUUAUCUUUCCCUCGCUUUGACUUGCCCACACAGAGAAUCGGACUGUCAGCGCAGUAUUUGGAGAGAGCGACUCCCUGGUGGUACCCAUACACGCUUGGGACUCAUCUGAGGACCGGAGGAUCUGAGAAGAUCAAUCUGAGGGAACUAUCACCGGCAUCAGACAGGCGCUCCCCGGACAUCCAAAAAAGUGACCAAGAUGGCAAAGAGGAAAGCGCCGACGACGAUAUUGCACUUGAUGAAAGUGACGUGGAAGAGCCAAAAAAAGAAACAGACCAGGAGGACGAGUGGGGGAGAAAAUCGGACGAGAUGGACUCCGAGAAGAAGCCCUGUCGGAAGAAGAAGACGCGCACGGUGUUUUCCCGAAGUCAAGUCUUCCAGCUGGAGUCCACCUUCGACAUCAAGCGCUACCUGAGCAGCUCUGAGAGGGCAGGCCUGGCCGCGUCUCUUCACCUGACGGAGACACAGGUCAAAAUCUGGUUCCAGAACCGGAGGAAUAAGUGGAAAAGGCAGCUGGCCGCGGAGCUGGAGGCGGCCAACCUGAGCCAUGCGGCGGCGCAGAGGAUUGUGCGGGUUCCUAUACUUUAUCACGAGAACGGAGCCCCAGAAACGACCGGGAGCUCCGCUGCAAACUCAUCGGGCAGCCAGUCACUCCUGGCUUUCCCCCAUCACAUGUACUAUUCCCAUCCGGUCCCAUUGCUGAGGCCUGUUUAACACCAAGUGUCAUAAAGCGCUGUAUAUAGCCUACGUUUUUAAAUGAGAGUGACCUUCAUUUAAAAAAAACUAUAUUUUGUAGAUUUAACAAACACAAUGUUAGGUCAUAUUUAUUAUUAUUAUUAUUGCUGUUGUUGUUGUUGUUGUUGU